Molecule: messenger RNA, 1822 nt
Organism: Cajanus cajan (pigeon pea)
Lineage: Eukaryota; Viridiplantae; Streptophyta; Magnoliopsida; Fabales; Fabaceae
Source: RefSeq, a predicted model, not a curated record
UGGGUCGGAAUUGCCCGAUGCCGAAAUGAGUCCCGGGGAUUAUAGGCAAAAAUUUCCCCCCUGUGAGGUCCCCGGGUACGACUGGGUUGAUGGUGAAGUGGCGGCCUACUUCUCCCGUUUUCAUGAGAGGGCCGCCGUGAUACGCCUUCUUAGCCUUUGCACGUUGGGCCGAUGGGAAGGUUGGGACCCUUAUCCGAUCAUGCUUCGACGAUGCCGAGCCGAAGGACCUGGGGAGCUCGAUCUGGUUUUCCUUGCGAAGCGGGAAGAGCAGGGGGAUUUCUUUUACAUGUACGAGUGUUUCUUUCGGGAGUUAGGGAUGUCGCUUCCUUUUGAUGAUUUUCAGAUGGGGGUCCUUCGUGUAUUAAACGUAGCUCCGACCCAGUUGCACCCGAACGCGUGGGCUUAUAUGCAAGCGUUUCGGGUGUUAUGUAAAUACCAUUACGUAGAGCCGACUGUAGGUUUGUUUUUGCAUUUCUUCUGUACACGUCCGUCUAAUAAGACGAUUAAGUGGUUGUCGCUAAUUCGGAACCCCGACCGACCACUGUUGACACCCUUUACGUCUUCCUUUAAGGGCUUCAAGUCAGGGUUUGUGAAGGUAAUCAUAGACCCUGUAGCCGGCAGAAAUUAUUUUUACGAUGCCGAUGGGAAGCCCCUUUUUCCUUUUUAUUGGACUCAUCAGCCUCGGAAGUACGAUGACUUCCCCGAGGAUAUGAUGACCGAUGCCGAAUUGUCGGCCUUAAGCGUUCUUAAGGGAUUGCCGAGGUGCAUCCCGUCUCGGUUUCUGGUGCUGCUUCCCAAAUCGCCUCGGCCUCGUUUUGAGUUAGAGGGUUGGAUGGCGCAGCAAGGUUUGGGCUUGUCAUACCGGCAGUUAAUGAGGAGCAGGGCUCCGGCUGGGUCCUCUGCUGAAGAUCAUCGCAGUGUCGCGAUUGAUUCCCAACCGCAAGUGAUGGAAGCUCCCCAACCGGCGCCCCCUGUUAUUGCUCUUCCCGACCCAAAAAGCAAGAGGAGGAAAGACAAAGGGAAGAGAAGAACUGACGCAGCCGGUCCGGAGGCGCCACGGCCGAAGCAGCGCAGGGUUGAAGGGUCUUCGUCGGACUUGGCGGUCCCUUCGGCCAUUGUGGCCAAAGACUUUCUGUCUGAAGAGAUCCGGCCGUCGAGGAUGAUGUCUUCGGAUUUGCUGUCGGCUCAGGGUCACACGAUGCUUGACUCGGCCUCUCCCUCGGCACGAUGGGCUAUGGCCUGUGAGUUACAUGUUCGGGCAACGGCCAUUUUUAGGAAGAUGGCCUUGGAGCCGAUGGGUGAUCUUCAUAACCUCCAGAAGAGUUUGGAGGAUACUAAGGCGGCCCUUCAACAGUCCCUGUCGGCACAAGAGGCGCUUUCCAACGACCAGGCCGCGUCCGAUGCUGAGAUUGCCCGCUUAAAGGGGGCGUUCGCGGAGAUGGAGGCUCGGGCCUUGGCGGCUGAGGAGGCAAGAGUCCGAGAGGCGAAAGAGGCCGCUGCUCGGGAGGAGGAAAUGAAAGCCGAGGCCGAUACUGUUAUGGCCGCUUUUCGGGCCGAAUGUGAGGAUAAAAUUGUGAAGGAGCACGAGGAGGGGUUUUGGCACGCCGUUCGGCAGGCAACCCACUUCGGCGCUUUUCCCUCCGACUUUUCUUUUGAGUUGAGCAAGGACUUUUUCCAGGGAGAGUUCCUGGAUUUUGCCGAGGCGCCGGAUGACCUUGAGCCGGAUAAUGCGGCCCCGCCUCGAUCGGCCUCCGCCGAAGACCCUGGGACGACUUUGAACAGCGAGGACGACGAGACCGAGCAGACAACCAAUGCCGAUUAG